Molecule: messenger RNA, 1900 nt
Organism: Alexandromys fortis (reed vole)
Lineage: Eukaryota; Metazoa; Chordata; Mammalia; Rodentia; Cricetidae
Product: PRAME family member 8-like
Exons: 4
Coding region: 150-1592 (480 amino acids)
Biological process (GO): positive regulation of cell population proliferation; negative regulation of apoptotic process; negative regulation of cell differentiation
Cellular component (GO): cytoplasm
Source: RefSeq, a predicted model, not a curated record
UAAAAAACCAACCAAACAAAAGGUUUCAGGAGAUCCACUGGACAUACUCAGAGACCUGGAGCCUAAAGGAACUGCCUGGCUCGGCUGGGAUAAAGAGACCAACCUGUCAUCAGUGCUCAGAAGUGGAGCCUUCUGCCUGAAAACCCUUCAUGAUGAGUGUGCAGACCCCACCCACACUCAUGCAGCUGGCACGGAAGGCUCUGCUGAGAAAUGAGGCCUUGGCCAUCUCUGCUCUGGAGACACUGCCCACGGAGUUCUUCCCAGGCCUCUUCAAGGACGCCUUCCAUGACAGACACGCUAGGAUUGUGAAGGCAAUGGUGGAAGCCUGGCCUUUCCCCUGCCUCCCUGUGGGGACUUUGAUGAAGACUCCCAACUUGGAAACCUUCCUGGCUCUGCUUGAUGGCAUAGACACGUAUCUGGACAGAAGGUUUCACCCCAGGAGGGAGCAACUUCAGGUGCUCGACCUGAGGCAAGUGUGCUAUGACUUCUGGAGAAUAUGGACCGGAACAGAGGGUGGGGAGGGCGCUGCAGAGACUGUGGAAGAGAAGCAAGUAGUGAAGGUUCUUCCCAGGUACACACUGAGGAGGCGUCUGAAGGUCAUAGUUGAACUCUGCCUUUGGCCCAACUUGAGAGAAGAACAGGCAUGCUUCCUGCAGUGGGCCAAACAGAGAAAAGACUCCCUCCAGCUCCUCUGUACGAAGAUGAAGAUCAAGGUAAUGCCCGCAUGCACCAUCAAAGCGCUCUUGAAUUUCCAGCCGCAGCACAUUGAAGAACUGGACCUGUACUUGGUGUAUGAUGUGUCCACCCUGGAAUGUUUCGCUCCCUGCCUCGGCCAGAUGAGAAGUCUUCACAAACUCUCCCUGACUCUUAUCCGGAACACUAUGAGAUUUGGCAACAGAACACCAUUCAUAGAAGAGGAGUGUGCCAGGACAUUGAUUUCUCAGUUCUCCAAGUUUAACUGUCUGCAACAUCUCUCCUUAACUGGGGUCUAUUUUCUGAGAAACCACAUGGAACAGUUACUCAGGUGCCUGACAACCCCCUUGGAGACUCUCACCACCACUGGCUUCCAUCUGUCACAGCGCGACUUGGAUUACUUCCCCUUGUGUCACAGCCUCUGUCAGCUAAAACAUCUGGACAUGAGUGGUGUGAUAUUAUUGACCUCAUAUCUUCCGCCUCUCCGAGUUCUGUUAGAGAAUGUGGCGGACACUCUGCAGUCCCUGGACUUGCAGUGCUGUGGGAUGAGGGACUCUCACCUCACUGUUCUCAUCCCUGCCCUCAGCCAGUGCUCACAGCUCACUAAGUUAAACUUGUACGACAAUGACUUCUCCGUGCCCAUCCUGAAGGACCUUUUGCACCACACAGCCAACUUGAGGAAGCUGAGUGUGGAACAGUACCCUGUUCCUCCACAGUGCUAUGAUGAGUCAGGUUACAUCUCUGUAGAGAGAUUUUCCCAUAUUUGCCAUGAGCUCAUGGGUACACUCAGAGCCAGAAGGCAGCCCAAGGGUAUCUCCUUUGCUACCUAUACCUGCAGUAAAUGUACUGCGCGCUGUGUGUAUGACCAGGCACCCAGACUUUGUUUUUGCUGGCCAUAAGUAGAGAAUAUGGCUUAUGAUUUGAAGACAUGGAAGGCUUGGGACACAUCUCUCACCUAGGGUCUCAGAGCUCAUGACUUCAGACACUGCAAACAUGGCUAGGAACAGAACGAUGUGCAGUGAGGAGGACCCUGCAGGGAGAACAAUGGGACAGUGGGGACAGACAGCAAGAGUCCUGUGGAGUCAGGAGACAAUUUUGUGUUUCUAUGUGGCUUCUGUUGGUGGAACAGUGACUCUGUCCUGCACCUGCUAACCUGGAUGCUCUUGCUCUGGGGUCUUUUUCAGUUAUUAACCUCACUGCCAGGCUU